AUGAGUCAUCCUGAGAGAGAAACAUGGGACUGCCGAGGAGGAGAAGAAGGGCCGGGAAUCCCGCCACGGUGUUGGACUGGAGACAUUUGUUUGUCAUUAGCUGUGAUGUUUUUGUUGGUGGGUGACCUGAGUGAGCUGAAUGGGCAUGGAGGGGACACAGCUUAUGGUUUAGCUCCAAAUCUGAUUGACAAAACCCCAAAAGAAUAUGUUAAAUUCAGCUAA
Prunus armeniaca (apricot) is the source of this 222-nucleotide messenger RNA. The record is from the annotation of a GenBank genome assembly. Lineage: Eukaryota; Viridiplantae; Streptophyta; Magnoliopsida; Rosales; Rosaceae.